AUGCAAGUCAACCUCAGUUCAGUAGAAAAAGAUACAUCAGCUAUACCACAGAAAAAUAUAAAUUACAACGAAAAACCCACUAAAUCACAGAACAUUGGAGAGCUAAGAACUUGGUUGUACACUCACACUCACGUUCACACACAUUAUGCUUGUCAACAUGGAGAUGUGAAUGAAGUAGAGUCGAUAGUAGUAAAUGGAGCCAAAGUGAAUGCUCCGGAUCGAAAUGGUCGCGUGUCCAUGCAUUACGCGUGUAUGAAUAUCAUUGAUUCUUCCAGGAUGAUACCAUUUUUGAUUAAAGAAGGUGCAAAAGUGGAUUCUCCAGAUGGGGAUGGUCGACUACCCAUUCACUAUGCCUGUGAACAUGGAGAUUUGGAUGUGGUGAAGUCAUUGGUAACGAAUGGUGCGAAACUGACGGUUCGGGACGGUGAUGGGCGACUACCGGUGGAUUACGCAAGUAAAAAUGAAGAGUAUGAUAAAGAACUUGAAACACCGCCAGAUAUUGUUAAUGCAUUUGGUGAAUUCUAUAUAAGCGUCUACGCCCGUCCACAUUCUACAAAUUUUAAUAUAAGAAACGAAGAGUCCAAUAAUCUGCAAAUAAAGAUUGAUGGGAUAUGUCUCAAGAGGAAAUAUUGGAAACUCAAUGACAGCCGGUGUGGAUAA
This is a messenger RNA of Zophobas morio, 660 nucleotides long. RefSeq names its product cyclin-dependent kinase inhibitor 2A-like. NCBI's taxonomy places the organism in Eukaryota, Metazoa, Arthropoda, Insecta, Coleoptera, Tenebrionidae. Gene Ontology annotation, molecular function: protein binding. Bases 1 to 660 code for a protein of 219 amino acids. The transcript is spliced from 4 exons. The record is from RefSeq and is a predicted model, not a curated record.